AUGCAGCAUAUAUGGGCUCUUCCACCAAACAAGAAACUUGUAUGUGGGUUAAAUGGGAGCAAGCAACCGGUUGGGGAAAGCGGGCAAACAUUCAAAAGGUGGUUGGGCACCUUAUGCAUCUGCCGCAACUAUUGCCCACUUAUGCCUGCUACUUGGACGCAUGUCGACCGUAAAUGCAAAGAAGACGCUUGGGUAGAGAUAGAGAAAAAAUGGAUCAUUGACCCAGAGAUUAUUAGCCCAGCUAAUCAAAUGAAUUGGGCAAUGCACUUAUUAGGAGAGUUGAGAAGGAACCGAAGAAGUUGCGCUAUUUUCUUGCUCUAUACCGAGUACAGUGUUUUAACUGAUUUGUUUGUUUUAAUUUGUUGGCGGGAAUGUGUAAAGGAAUUAGUGGAUACGAACAAGAGAAGUCGUUCGUUUCAGACGGAUAUAGCGAGGACAGGGCCUAUAAGUUUUGCACAAACUGCUGACAAUAUGGCAAAAGAAAACGGCCAAGCAGUGGAGCGUGCAGAUGUUUUCAUAAAAGCAUACUGCACGAAAGAUGGGACUCCUAUUAGUAAUGAAGUGCGAGACAAGAUUGAUAAAAUGAAAGAAAUUUUAAACAACGGGGGCAAGCUAGUAGGAGACCAUCCCGAUGGAAUUCUCUGGGCAAAAGAUGAUGCGUUCGCUCAAGUGAUGGGCAAAGAAUGUUCUGGACGUGUCCGUGGGGUCGGUUUUGGACCAACCCCAUCAGGAAGAAGUGGGUCCAACCUUCCAUGUGUGCCUGGGCCGUCGUCCACUGAAACGGUCCAACGAAUGAUUGCAUUGGAAAAUUCAAUGAGGGACCAACUUGCUGACUCAGAGCAAAGGCAUCAGCAGCAACUGGCCAAAGCACUGGCCGAAGCAAAGCGGGAGUCAGAUGCACGGCAUGAGCAGCAACUAGCCGAAGCACUGGCCGAAGCAAAGCGGGAGUCAGAUGCACGGCAUGAGCAGCAACUGGCCGAAGCAAUGCGCGAAUCAGAAACACGGCAUCAGCAGCAGCUGGACGAAACAAAGCGGGAAAUGGCCGAUACAAAGCGGAGAAUGGAUGAAAUAGUAGCCUUCUUCCAAAAGAACAUGCCACCAACCAGUUUAACCGAUUAUUCAGGAUAUAGCGCAACAUCAUAGUAUAAUAUCUUCGUGGACUCUUCAUGUAUAAUUGUUUGGAUAUUCGGAAUAUUGUAACUUCGUGGAUAUUGAAAAUAUUGUGAACAUAAUUGUAAUAUUGUUUGGACUCUUCGUGGACCCUUCAUGUAUAGU
This is a messenger RNA of Quercus robur (English oak), 1275 nucleotides long. RefSeq lists its product as uncharacterized. Bases 1 to 1143 code for a protein of 380 amino acids. The record is from RefSeq and is a predicted model, not a curated record. The transcript has 6 exons. Lineage: Eukaryota; Viridiplantae; Streptophyta; Magnoliopsida; Fagales; Fagaceae.